AUGUGGAGGGCAGCAGACAUGACGGCGGUGGGAGAACUGGUGCUGGUGUUGGGCUUACUGGUGAGCGCUCACUGUGAGGUGAGAGCACGAGACCCUGAGGUGGAGGAGGAUGAAGAGGAGCUGGGAAGAAGAAGAGGAGGAGGAGGAGGAGGAGCAUUGGGGGGGUUCGGGAGGGCACUGUUGCCCCCUCAUCUCCAGAGGCUUCACCCCAGAGCGACUGAGACCCCGCCGCUGGGGGAGGGAGGGAACCACCCGGCCAGAAAUGGGAACUGGUGUGCUUUCGUGCAGAGGCGUAUGGUUACCAUGGCGGUGGUGUGUGGAACAGAGCAGUACACCAUCAAGUCUCAGAGUCGAUGUCCGAGCGGGACGCCAGACUGUCAUCUGGUCAUGUACAAGCAGUCCACUCGGCCGGUCUACAGACAGAAGCAGGAGAUCGUCACCGCUCUGCUGUGGCGCUGCUGUCCCGGACACGGAGGAGACAACUGUGAGGACACAGUUUCGGAUGCACAGCUGGAUUCUGCAAGUCUGACUGCGAUCGAAGGAUCUGAACCAGUGAGAACAGAGCUCCACGCGUCAGGUUUGCGGCUCCACCAGCAGCUCCACCAUCAGCGCAGCGACCCGAACCGAGAGCAGAAUGACCAUCAGGGGCCGUACGACGCCGGCUACCAGGACAACCAGCAGAACGCCACGCACCCAACACCGGACCCAGAACACGGUCACACCCCUCAUCACACAUCACACAACGCCAAGAACACACAUGACCACCGACCACAGCCCCAACACCCCCACCACACCCACCACGGGCAGGGACGCCACCUUCCUGUCGUAGAUGUGGUGGAGGAUGCCCUCCCGUACCCAGAAGCCCCUGCUGCCCUUCCGGUCCCCCACAUGAUGGCCUUGGUCAUGUCCCAGCUGCAGCCGGUCCUGGAGGGCUUCAACCGCUCCCUGGAGCACCUGAGCCAGCAGGUGGGAGACCUGGCCCGUGACGUAGCCCAGCUGAAGAGCAGCCAGCUGCAGGCGGAGCUGCAGGCGGAGCUGCAGGCGGAGCUGCAGGCGGGGCCCCCGGACCCCUCCGAGCUCGACAAAGCUGCAGAGGAGCCUCUCAAUGACAAACUGGAUGAGGCGUUUCAGCACAUCGGGGAGAUCCGGAGACAGAUCGAGAGCCAGCGGAUGGACAUGGAGAGCAGGCUGCACUCCCAGCAUGCAAUGCUGCACUACAACCUCACCAGCUUUAAGACGGACAUCGACAUGAAGCUGAAACGCCACCAGAAGAUGCUGCAGGUCAGCCUGCAGGCCAUGAACGCCACACUGACGGAGCUGAAGCUGGACCAGGAUCAGACCGCUGAGGAUCAGAUGGACGAUCAGCCCCCUCCCUCCCUGCCUCCCCCUCACCUGCUGCCGCAGCACACGGACACCUCGGUGCUCUGGGAGGCCAUCGAGCGGCUGGACAACAUGGUGGUCAACAACACGGUGAAGGUGGACGGCCUGAUGAUGGAGGACGUGGACGUGACCUUGGGGGACGUGCAGCAGCAGCUCAGGCGGGACGUCAAGGAUCUGGAGAAGGAAAUCAACCGGACGGCCCGGACCACUCAGAUCCAGUACAUGGAGACGGGGCUGGAGGUAGAGGCCGCGAGGGAGGUGGUGCUGAGGCAGGUGGGCGAGCUGACGGGGAACCUCAGCCAGCAUGGCGUGCGGCUGCAUCACUUGGACUCGGACGUGGACUACCUGUUCGACGCCAUCUACCAGCAGCACAACUCGUCCGUAGACUGCGACUGUAAAGGGCUGAAGGCUGCAGUGGCUCGACUGGAAAGGGGCGUGGCCAACGUGACAGAACUGGCCAAUGAGAACAGAUUAGCCCUGGAUGAGGAGAGCGAGGGAGGGGCGGGGCAGUGGGGUGCGUCCGGCGAAUGGGAGCCGGCGGUGGAGGCGCUCCAGCGUGACCUCCAACAGGUGCGGGAGUCUCAGACCUCUAUGAACAGUAAGAUCAGGACUCUGGAGCAGAGCCUGAGCCAGCUGAGCAGCUCGGUGACGGUCGGUCUGGCCGAGGUCUCCGUGAAGGACGCGGACACGAAGCUGUUGGGGGACAUGCAGCGCCUGUCCGCCUACUUUAACUCUCUGCUGAAAGACGCCAUCAGGCACAGUGCCGUGCUGGACCUGCUGCUGGGGGAGGAGGUGCUGGAGUUCCUGGAGUGGCCCGUCGAGGACCAGGAGCAGCACUCUAUCCCGGCCCUGAAGGAGGAGCUGAGGCUCCUGCAGGAGCAGCUGAGAGGACAUGACAAGACAAUCACAUCCCUGCUGGGCGACAAACCAGAAGACAAAGAGGAGGUGCCAUCUGCUGAUCAGCCCUCCCACCUCCUCCCUGAAGACUGGCUCCCUGGCAGCAUGAGGAGGAGCAGCGGUGGAGUUCCAGCAAGGGAACGGCAGCUCCUCCUUCACCCCGGGGGGAGGCAUCCGGGGCACGGAGGAGACGGCAGCGACCUGUGGAACCUGGAGAAGACGGUGGAGGAGGAGCUGGAGCUGAAGGUGCGCCAGCUGGAGGAGAAAUCCCGUAACGCUUCUGCUGAGAGGGAGGCGCCGCCCAGAGGCGUGGAGACGAAACUGCAGGCAGAGGUGAUGUGGCUGAAGAGAGGGCUGGAGGAACAUCUGAGGGUGUUCAAGAACGUCUUCAGUAACGCUGACGUGCUGGCCGGGUCCGACGCCACGCUGGAGCUCGAUAAACUGUGGCAGCUGGUGAAGAACAAAGACGGGAAGAAAGAGAAGAAGAGAGGAGGAGGAGGAGGAGGAGCGGGAAGAGGAGAAAACCAUCGGAGCAGGAGGGAUUCAUCGGUGCUGUCCAGCCUAUCAGGAGGCUCCCUGCUGCUCACGGCCGGAUCUCCUCUGGCGACUCCCAACGGCGUCAUCGCGUUUGAAGCGUCACUGAACCAGGGUCAGUUUUACUCUGACGCCGGCACCUUCACAGCUCCAGUGAACGGGAUCUACCUGUUCGUCCUCACCAUGGACCUGAGGCCGGGCCCCGCCCGCAUGGUCCUGACGAGGGGGUCGGGAGGAGCUCCGGUGUCUCUACACCACCGGGAGGAGGCGGAGACGGGGCCAGUCACCGGCGUGGGCCUCCUGCCGCUGAGGGAGAGGGAGGAGGUGAGGUUAGAACUGAGAGGAGGAGCGUGGACGGAGUCAGAGGACAAUGUGUUCACCGUGCUGCUGCUCCAUCAGACCACCUGAGGGCGCUGUGGACCAAUCAGCUGGCAGACAGACGCUGAUCAGAGACUCAAACAAGUCAACGAGAAUUUAACGUUUGCUGAAUUCAAGAUGGUGGAGGUUUUAUUCCAAAGCACCUUAGAGAUUCAUAAAGGGACAAACCGUGCCGAUAAACCUGCGGACUGCAGGCUCAGAUCUAAAAAACCAAAUCUCCAACAUGUCAAACUAGAAGACAUCUGCGUGAAAUUCAACUAAACAAAGAUAAAACUGAGUGUCUUCAGUUUUCAUGUUUGCCUCUUCUAACUCGCUCUAACAGAAGUGUGUGUUUCCGUCUUCACGUGUGUUUAAGGACACAGCUGGAGUCCUCCUGAGCCGGUUCAGCAUGAAGACUGGAGGCAGGGGGACACUUAAACCUGCUCCGCUGAAGCUCCCCGAGUACAUUAUUAGAGCAGAAAUGUAAAAACCAGCUUAUUGUACAAUAAACUGUUUGACCACAUAAAUAACCUUAAAAGCACAAAUUGUAGUUUUUGUGUUCCUGUUUGCCGAAAAAGACAUUUAUAAUGACGACAAGACUGAGAGUGACGAUUAAGUGACUUUUAUGACCUUAAAGAGAUUCUGACCGACUAAAACAAGACUCCGGACAACUCAAAAAUGACUCAAAAUGACCACAAACAGAUUCAAAACGACGACAGACAGAGACGCAGAACAACACCCAGAACAAAGAGAUGGAGAGACUGAAAAUGAGUACAAAACUUAUAAAGCAAGACUCAAAACACCCAAAACAACUGCAGAGACUCAAAGUGACUAAAAAAAAGAUUCAGCACAGUAAAACAGGACCUACAGCAAAACUCAAAACAACCAAAAAAAUCUAAAAACAAUACCUACAAAGAGAUUCAAAACUACUAAAAUGAAGCUCAAAAUUACUAAAACAAGACAAAAAAAUGACUACAGAGAUGCAGAACAACACCCAGAACCACUACAAAGAGACGAAGACUCAAAAUGACGACAAAACAUUUAAAAAAAAGACUCAAAAAAAACUGCAAAGACAAUCGACAAGACUGAAAUUAGACUAAAAGCAACGUAAAAUGACAAAUAAUUCCAGCACACAACUCCCCCUAAAACGCCCAUCUGUUUCUUUUUGUGUUUACAUGAAAUAAAAGAGAUAAAAUAUGAUAAUCAGUAAUUAUUUUUUUUAACUCUGAGUAUAGCGACGCUCGCCUUUUCCCCUGUUUGCGGUCUUUAUGCUGUCGGAGCCGAACCGCCUUCUUAUUUCAUCUUCAGAAAUCCAAAACAAAGACGUCCGUUUACUGACAGAGCGGUUACAGCGAGGACAUAAUGAGACAGAAGUGUCUGACAUGUUCGCCGAUGUGCUGUUGACCUCUAAGUGUCUCUUUAACCUGAAGUCCGCCUGAAUAACCUUCAGCUUCCUCAUCUUCGUCCUCAGAGACAAACGCGAGCACAGAUCAGCUGCUGCGACAGCUUCUGUGUGAGGAGGAAAGUUUCACACGUCUGUAAAAGUCGUCACGUCGUCUGUGUCUUUCAAUGUUUGACUUUACAUAAAGAAAAUAUUUGUAUGUGUAAUGUUUGUAAAGUACCGGCAUAAAGAGGUAAAAACACACAGAGCAGUUUAUGUAUUUAUAUAAAGGGACAGCUGAGCCGUUUGCUGGUGUUCAAAAAAAAAGUCAUGAAUGUGUUUAAAAAAAAAGUCAGAUUGUAAAACAUUUAUCGAAACUGUAACUUAAUAAAAAUGGUUUUAUCUACACAA
This is a messenger RNA of Plectropomus leopardus (leopard coralgrouper), 4960 nucleotides long. Lineage: Eukaryota; Metazoa; Chordata; Actinopteri; Perciformes; Serranidae. The record is from RefSeq and is a predicted model, not a curated record.